Drosophila suzukii is the source of this 456-nucleotide messenger RNA. The record is from RefSeq and is a predicted model, not a curated record. Lineage: Eukaryota; Metazoa; Arthropoda; Insecta; Diptera; Drosophilidae.
AUGGAUAAUAUAUGUAAUAUUAAAAAUAUAGAGAAUGGUGUCAUUGAAUCCGGGCAGACGAUCUACAGUUUAAGUAAGAACUCAAUAGCAUUGCAUGGAAAGGAGCGACUAUACACCGAGCUUGACUCUGGUGGCCGCACAAUUAGCCGGUGUUUGACCACUUACGAGUGCCAGCUUGAGGACGAUGUAGAGCAACUGCAAGAGGCGCUUUUCAAAAUAUCUUCCCACUAUGCCAAGAUUCAAUUUGGACUGCGCCAGGUAGCCUCGGCUUCGUCCAGUGAAAGGGAUAGCCUACUCAAAGAUCUAGAGGAUUUGACGUCCCAGGGUCUGGAUGGUACUGAACAUAGUCUGGACUACACAUCUUCCACACCAUCCAAUAUUCGUGACGUCUCGAAGAAUUGGAAAUUGGAAUUUGCUUUCAGCAGGAUUGUUGUCCUCUUGAAAGCAGAUCCAUGA